Zygosaccharomyces rouxii is the source of this 567-nucleotide messenger RNA. RefSeq names its product N-terminal L-serine N(alpha)-acetyltransferase NatD (gene NAT4). Gene Ontology annotation, molecular function: protein N-terminal-serine acetyltransferase activity; histone H2A acetyltransferase activity; histone H4 acetyltransferase activity. Lineage: Eukaryota; Fungi; Ascomycota; Saccharomycetes; Saccharomycetales; Saccharomycetaceae. Bases 1 to 567 code for a protein of 188 amino acids. Gene Ontology annotation, cellular component: nucleus. The record is from RefSeq and is a predicted model, not a curated record. The transcript has a single exon.
AUGCCCAAUUGGCCUGGAUUUAAACGUGAAAUAUGUAUUUCAAACUCAAACGAUAAAAUUUUGGAAAAACAAUUACAACUAAUAGAAAUUAAUCUCGGAUCAUACUACAACAAAUAUAACAAGACUAUCUAUAAAAACAAUAAAAGAUGGCAAUCAAACAAAUGGCAAGAAAUGUGUUCAGAGAAUCUUUUCCACGUGUCUUACUGGAACGUAGAAUCUAAUGAAUUAGUAUGCUUUUGUUCUAUAAUGCCCUGCGAAGAAUCAAUCGUUGAAGGUGAAAUGUCAAAUAUAAUCUACCUCUAUGAAAUUCACGUUGCACCAGAAUGGAGAAAUCAGAAAUUUGGUAAAUCCAUUUUAAAUGCUUUAAAGGAGAAACUCUGCCCCAAAGCACAUCUCUCAGGAAUCGAACUCACGGUUUUCAGUUCAAACGAAAGGGCGAUAAAUUUUUACCGGAAUAACGGAUUCACUUUGUCCUACGACUCUCCUAGCGACAAGCGUCGCCGUACAAGAACGGGCAUUAGAAUCAUUCGCCCGACUUACUACAUUAUGUGUUACGUACUUCGAUAA